AUGACAAGCAUAGAUAUCGCUCCUGAGUUCGUUGAUGCCAAUGCCGAGUUAGAUGGUGACUACCUACUUAUGAAAUCUUUGGGGUUAUUAAAAGAUGAACCCGAGUUUAUUUACACUGAUAAUGAAUCAGAUAAUGAUGGUGAGUAUUCUGAUAAUGAAAGCGAUUACGAUGAUGAAAGAAAAUGUGAUUUCGCAAGAAUGGCUUGUCUCGUAAUAUUGAGUUUAUGGAAUUCACCCUUCGCAUUCCAAUAUUUCGGAGCAAGUGAGGAUGGGCUACUCGACGCGUUUUCUAAAUCCAGCGCAUUCGGUGCAAGAGAGCAUAAUUUGCUUAUGAAGCAUUAG
Messenger RNA from Ambispora gerdemannii, 342 nucleotides. NCBI's taxonomy places the organism in Eukaryota, Fungi, Glomeromycota, Glomeromycetes, Archaeosporales, Ambisporaceae. The record is from the annotation of a GenBank genome assembly.